GCCCUCUUUCCCUUCAAGUUGUGCCAUAUGACCUCCUUCUUCCCUGUAUAAGUAUCCUCUGCUCUCUUCCCUCUGUCUCUUCGUUUGACCUUCACUCGCACUCCUCCGCAUACUUCCCCUCAUCCAGUCAUGUCCCUUCCACGCCGUGUCGCCCUCGUCACCGGCGCUGCCCAGGGCCUCGGCAAAGCCAUAGCCCUCCGCCUCGCCAAAGACGGCCACCACGUCGGACUGAAUGACCUGCCUUCGAAGAAGGGGAUCCUGGAGGACGUCGCGCAUCAAGUCGAGCAGCACGGCGUACGCGCCGGCGUCUUCACGGGCGACGUGACGAAGGAGAGCGACGUCCGUGCAACCAUCGACGGCGCAGCCGAUGCGCUCGGCGGGCUGCACGUGAUGGUCGCCAACGCCGGCAUCCUGCUGCCCACGCCCUUCCUCGACGAGACCCUUCAGAGCUUCAACCGAGUCACCUCCGUCAGCUCGACCGGCACCUUCCUGUGCUAUCAGCAUGCUGGGCGCCGGAUGAUCAAGGAGGGGCACGGCGAGGGGCGCAUCAUAGGCGCAUCGUCGUUCGGGGGCAAGAGGCCCUUGCCCGGUCUGACCUCAUACGUCGCUGCAAAGUACGCUGUGCGAGGAAUGACUUCAUGCGCGGCUCUGGCGCUGGGAAAGUACGGGAUCACCGUGAACGCGUACGCACCUGGUCUCGCUGAUACUCCGAUGGCCGUCGUCGACGGGAUGAGAGAGCACGCCGGCAUCACCCUCGAGAGCUGGGCCAAGUCCUUUGCCAUCCCGCGCCACACCCUCCCCGCAGACAUCGCGGCCCUCGUGUCCUUCCUAGCCAGCAAAGAGGCAGGAUAUAUCACAGGGCAAACGAUUUCCGUCGAUGGCGGGGCCGCUAUGGAUUAGGGUGAGGGAG
Molecule: messenger RNA, 910 nt
Organism: Schizophyllum commune H4-8
Lineage: Eukaryota; Fungi; Basidiomycota; Agaricomycetes; Agaricales; Schizophyllaceae
Product: NAD(P)-binding protein
Exons: 9
Coding region: 130-900 (256 amino acids)
Molecular function (GO): oxidoreductase activity
Source: RefSeq, a predicted model, not a curated record